Molecule: messenger RNA, 198 nt
Organism: Phytophthora nicotianae INRA-310
Lineage: Eukaryota; Oomycota; Peronosporomycetes; Peronosporales; Peronosporaceae
Exons: 2
Coding region: 1-198 (65 amino acids)
Source: RefSeq, a predicted model, not a curated record
AUGGCUUUCGACGAAGCCAUGUUGCCUUCGAGGUUAACUUUCAACCUUAUGCGAGUCUACGUCAAGGAUAAACUCCAGAAGUGGGGGACGAUGAUAUUCAUCUUCGAACUCUAUUGUGCUAAAAAGAAGCGUUCCGGGAUCGAAAGCUCGACUGACUACAAGUUGGAUCCUGCCGCUGUCGUGCGCAACCUCCGUUAA